Glycine soja is the source of this 1766-nucleotide messenger RNA. RefSeq names its product protein ZINC INDUCED FACILITATOR-LIKE 1-like. Gene Ontology annotation, biological process: transmembrane transport; regulation of stomatal closure. Lineage: Eukaryota; Viridiplantae; Streptophyta; Magnoliopsida; Fabales; Fabaceae. Gene Ontology annotation, molecular function: solute:potassium antiporter activity. The coding region runs from base 31 to 1467 and encodes 478 amino acids. The transcript has 17 exons. The record is from RefSeq and is a predicted model, not a curated record. Gene Ontology annotation, cellular component: plasma membrane; plant-type vacuole membrane.
CAAAGUGUUAGGUUUUGUUCUGUGCCGAACAUGACAGAAGAGACUAAUAUUGGAGAACCACUUUUAAAGAAACAGUACUAUGAGAACUGCCCUGGUUGCAAGGUUGAUAGAGCCAAGGAGCUGGAAAAGGAUGUCUCCAUUCGAAAUCUCGUCCAUAUAUGGAUUGUGGUGUUGUGCGGUGCUCUUCCUGUUUCUUCUCUCUAUCCUUUCCUUUAUUUCAUGGUGAAGGAUUUUAAUAUUGCAGAAGGGGAGGAAGAUAUCAGUGCCUAUGCUGGCUAUAUUGGGUCUGCAUUCAUGCUUGGUAGAUGUUUGACAUCUAUGUUGUGGGGAAUGAUAGCUGAUCGCUAUGGUAGAAAACCUGUUGUGAUUAUAAGUGUUAUUUCUGUUGUCAUUUUCAACAUACUAUUCGGCCUUAGUACAAGUUUUUGGAUGGCUGUUAUUACAAGACUUUUUCUUGGAUGUUUAAAUGGUGUGAUGGGCACAAUCAAGGCUUUUUCUUCUGAAAUAUUUCGAGAAGAAUAUCAACCUCUGGGACUCUCAACCGUCUCUGCUGCUUGGGGAGUAGGUUUAGCACUUGGCCCAGCAUUGGGAGGUUAUUUGGCUCAGCCAGUAGAAAAAUACCCAUAUUUAUUUUCAAAGGGUUCCUUUUGGGAUAGGUUUCCCUACUUCUUGCCCUGCUUGGUUAUAUCAACUUUUGCAUUUUCCGUAGCAAUUGCUUGCAUUUGGCUUCCGGAGACAAAUCAUAACCACAAUCCUGAAGCUUUAGAAAUCAGAAGUAGGGCCCCCGACAAAGACAAGGUGGUCCAAAACAAUGAAAGUGUCUUCCGAAAUUGGCCUUUAAUGUCAUCUAUCAUUGUUUAUUGUGUUUUUUCACUUCAUGACAAUGCUUAUUCUGAGGUUUUCUCAUUAUGGGCUGUCAGUCCUCGAUGGUUGGGAGGUUUAAACUUUACAACCAACAGUGUUGGUAAUGUUUUAGUAGUUUCAGGUUUUGCUAUUAUAAUCUUCCAACUUGGACUAUACCAAUCAAUACAAAAAACUUGUGGGCCUGUUAGCCUUGCUCGUAUCUCAGGGGUGUUAUCUAUACCCAUCUUGCAAAGCUACCCCUUCAUGACAAUGUUGUCUGGCUUCACACUGUAUGCAGCGAUAUAUAUUGCUUCCAUUCUAAACAAUGUGAUUAUUGAGAUAAUUACAACUUGUUUAUUAAUUUUACAAAAUAGAGCAGUGGAACAACAACAAAGGGGAAUAGCUAAUGGCAUUUCUAUGACUGCUAUGUCAGCAUUCAAAGUUAUUGGUCCAGCUGCAGGUGGUGCAAUAUUAACAUCUUCCCAAAAGCGGUUAAAUGCUACAUUCCUCCCAGGAACACAUUUGAUCUUCUUUUCUCUCAAUGUUGUUGAAGGACUUGGAGUGUUGUUGACAUUCAAACCAUUCCUAACAAUAAAGAAACUGCCCUUAGAGCUAUUAAAAUGAUAUUAAUAAAAUUAGCAUAAAGGGUGAAGCAUCUCAAGUUCAAUUUUAUGCAUAAAGGUUGAGAUUAGAGUAAUUACGGAUGACUGUUGUUAAUGGAUGUUAAGAAAUUAAGUGAAAGAUUUAAUAAGCAAAAUUUGUCAGACAAAUCUACAGAAAUACUCAAUUGAUACCUUUUAUAAAUUUUGGGACUAAAUUGCGCUAUGUUGGAUAUUUAUUUCAUGUGAGUUUGAUUUCAAUGAGCUUUUAGUCAGGUGAAUGUAUAUUGAAAAAGAAUUUUAGUGUAAGUUUGAGUGCCAAUU